CGCACUAUAAAAACGGCAGACGUGCAGAUCUUCCCGUCCAGUCUCAAAACCACCUGUGACCAAGCGCCAUCCCCUCUUACUGGAGUAGCCUACACACCUCACUGUUCAAGAUGACGAGCAUUCUCAAAACAAGAGCACAGAGGCUGGAGGAUGGCGGCGCCCAGAGCAACUCGUUCGCAGGCGUGCGCUGGAGAGGCCUCGAGGAGGACCUCAGGGCACACAGCUCCGUCCCCACCAUGACCCUGAAGACACAGGACUCCUCCAUACAGUCACUGCAGAUUAAACACCGGCAGCAGGGCCUGAGAGAUCUCCGCAGCCUGCAGGAGUGCAUUCGUUUCCUCAACCACUGGAAGGACCAAGUGGCCCAAGUUUGCAAGAAGGAGGGCAAAGGAGACACCUCAGAAGGCAAGAUGGACGCUCGCACCGUGCGUAGCGUGGAGGAGAGCCGCAAGCUCAUCCUGGAGUGGGCCAGCGAGCUCAACAGCGUGGACAUGCUCUCCAAAGACAGCCCCUGGAUGCAGCAGCAGAUGGAGGAUUUGAAAUUGAUCGAAGAGGAGGAGAAGGGGAUGAAGGAGGGGAAGGAGAACAACAGCAAACCAAAUGACCCUAUUGAACAGAAGCUCAUGGAGUGGGCCCAGGACCUGAAGAUCACCUCCGAGAAAUGUGGCAUGUUGGGAGAGGAGCUGGGUCAGUCACUGAGACUCUUGGGCCUGAGAAAGAAGAGGCUUGCGAGUCUGAUGCCUCUGCUGGAGUUCAUCACCUGGUCUCUCCUCAAGGAGGACUGCACGGGAAUGCCCCAACUUUGGUUGUCAGCUAAGCAGCAUAAAUGGGAGGCGGGUACUCUCAGAUUCAUUCCAAAUUCAGUGUGGACCUGGAUUACCAGUGCAGCAUCUAAUGUCUCUUUGGAUCCGAUGACCAACCACCCGUGGCUCCUGGUGUCCGACGACCAGAAGAAGGUGCAGGAGGCACACAUGGAGGCCGACCUUCCCUACAGCCCGCAGCGCUACGACGGCUGGCCGUGCGUCCUGGGCUGGGAGGGCUACUUGAGUGGCCGCCACUACUGGGAGGUGGACCUGGCCAACAACGGCUACUGGCGCGUCGGCGUGACCACGUGCUCCUCCAAGCGCCACGGCCGCUUCCCCAUGACCCCCGGCAAGGGCUACUGGACGCUGUGGCGGAGCACGAGGCAGUUCUACGCCUGCAGCAAGCCCGAGACGGCGCUGUCGAUGUUGCUGGUGCCGCGCCGCCUGGGUGUCUACCUCGACUACGAGGCGGGCCAGAUCUCGUUUUACAACGCCGAGAACCGCUCGCACAUCUACACCUUCAAGGGCCACUUCCGCGAGAAGCUCUACCCACUCUUCGCGCCCCUGGAUGGACGGACCCUCAUCACAAUCAAAGAGCCCAGCACAUUGACCAGCUUGUGAGGUUGACCGCCUGCACACCACCACCAACUUGGGUGCCCACUGGGACUUGGGGGUCUUCCAACCCCUGUAUACAGCUGUAGCAUGCUUAAGCUCUGAAGAUAUAGAAAUCAGAGGCAGAUGAAUAGAAACAGAGGUUAAUUAUAGCAUUAAGUGGCUAGUUUUAUAGGCCUACAAUAAAUGUUAACAAUUUGCAUAAGAAUAUAUCUCUAUGUAUAUUCUGUCAUAAAACAGCUGGACAAACAGGCUAAUCUCUAGAAAUGUAACUAGCAUGCACAAAAAUGAAAUGACUAUAUUAUCUAUAUAUUUAUCAAUAUGUUAUGUUUGUUUUUAUGUGUUUAGAUAUAGGUCUAGUAUGUCGUGUGUGUAUGUGUGAAUGUAUUUGUGUAUAUACCUUUUGCACAUUUAACCUGUAUUGAGUAAAUUACUUCAAUAUGUAGGCUUACUUAGCUUCUAUGGUCAUCAAAGCAGGGUUCUUUCUAGAAUAUUUACAAAAAAUGCAACUUCAAUGUACAGUAACAUUAUUUUAGAAAUUCCUGCUAGAUUCUUGAAUGCCUGAAUUAUUCAAGAAUGUCUGAAUUAGAGUUAUUCUCUUGUUUAUUUUCCCUUUCAUUGUGUAUAUAUUAAAGAAUUCAUGGUUACUUUAUGAUUGAUGGCUGAUAGUAGGAAUCGUGAUAUUGCUGUAAAUGU
Molecule: messenger RNA, 2111 nt
Organism: Sardina pilchardus (European sardine)
Lineage: Eukaryota; Metazoa; Chordata; Actinopteri; Clupeiformes; Clupeidae
Product: E3 ubiquitin-protein ligase TRIM39
Exons: 10
Coding region: 111-1424 (437 amino acids)
Biological process (GO): protein ubiquitination
Cellular component (GO): cytoplasm
Molecular function (GO): ubiquitin protein ligase activity; protein binding
Source: RefSeq, a predicted model, not a curated record